Messenger RNA from Thamnophis sirtalis, 1071 nucleotides. Its product is annotated as proliferation and apoptosis adaptor protein 15. Gene Ontology annotation, molecular function: protein binding. Gene Ontology annotation, biological process: MAPK cascade; regulation of apoptotic process. The record is from RefSeq and is a predicted model, not a curated record. NCBI's taxonomy places the organism in Eukaryota, Metazoa, Chordata, Lepidosauria, Squamata, Natricidae.
UGCUGGGAGUGCAAAUGCUCCGGUGCCUGCAGGAUUUCUGGGCACGAUAGCUUGGCCUGUAGCUACAGAUCCAGCUUUCCACCACUUCCUGCUUCUCUUGCCCGAGAUGGCGGAGUACCGCAGCCUGCUGGAGGGGCUGGCCGAGAACAUCACCAACGAAGACCUGGACCAGCUGAAGUCGGCCUGCAAGGAGGACAUCCCCAGCGAGCGGCACGAGGAAAUCGCCACCGGCAAGGACUGGUUCGCCUUUCUGGAGAAGCACAAGAAACUGGACAAAGACAACCUCUCCUACAUCGAGCACAUCUUUGAGAUCUCCCGCCGGCCGGACCUGCUGACCAGAGUGGUGGAGUACCGCACACAAGUGCUGAAGAUCUCGGAGGAGGACGAGGUGGACACCAAACUGACCCGCAUCCCCAGCGCCAAAAAGUACAAAGACAUCAUUCGGCAGCCCUCCGAGGAGGAGAUCAUCAAACUGGCCCCCCCACCCAAAAAGGCCUGAACCCAGCGUGUGCGCGUGAGUGUGUGCGUGGGAGUGUGUGUGUGUGCGUGCGUGUGUAGAGGGGCCCAGCUCCAAGGAUCACUGCCACCGUCCCCUCCACUGCUCCGGCUCAGACACUUUGCGGCUCCCCCUUCGCUCCCCUCUGCUUACGCCCUUCUCUGCCUUGUCCCAGCCGGGUGGAGAAAGGGGGAGCAAUGGAGAAAGGGAGAUGGGGGGGGUCCAUGCCUCCCCCUCCCCAUGUUUCUCACCUUGGUUGCUGGCUGAUACAUGUCUUCAGAGGCUGCUGAGGCCUGUUUGAGGGGGAGGGGUUGGAAGCCCCCCCCCCCACUGCUGCUGCUGCUCCCCCAUCCCAUCCCGCCGGGCAAGAGACGACCCACAGGUGGAUCAGGGGCCAAUUCUGCAAGGAAUGAGGAAGUGGGGGAGAGAGAGAGAGAGAGAAGGAGGGAGGGAGGGAAAGAAGAAGGGAGGGGAGAGUAGGUAGCCUUGGGACCCUGGCAGAGGAAUGCCCCACAACUUGCCACCCUCCCUGGGCAAGCUUCCCCCACAGGGGUCAGGAGAUGGAGCAGGAAGAG